Messenger RNA from Psilocybe cubensis, 2364 nucleotides. RefSeq lists its product as uncharacterized. Gene Ontology annotation, biological process: tricarboxylic acid cycle. The coding region runs from base 1 to 2364 and encodes 787 amino acids. Gene Ontology annotation, cellular component: mitochondrion; cytosol. The record is from RefSeq and is a predicted model, not a curated record. The transcript is spliced from 9 exons. NCBI's taxonomy places the organism in Eukaryota, Fungi, Basidiomycota, Agaricomycetes, Agaricales, Agrocybaceae. Gene Ontology annotation, molecular function: 4 iron, 4 sulfur cluster binding; aconitate hydratase activity.
AUGCUCAACAUCACCAACAAAACUGCAGAUGCAGUCCGUGCCCUGCGGCAUGUAGCCAAGGGCAUGGCCACAGCAGCCCCUCGCAUCGGCGACACCAAAGUCGCCAUGUCUCUCCUCGAAAAGAACGCCUUCAUCAACUACCAGCGCAUUGAGGAUAACCUCGUCAUUGUUCGGGAAAGACUCAAUCGCCCUCUCACCCUUUCCGAGAAGAUUCUCUAUGGUCAUCUUGACGACGCUGCAAACCAGGAUAUCGUCCGUGGUACCAGCUACCUCAAGCUUCGUCCUGACCGAGUUGCCUGCCAGGAUGCAACAGCUCAGAUGGCUCUGCUCCAAUUCAUGUCCGCUGGAAUGGACACCGCUGCCGUGCCCACCACCGUUCACUGCGACCACUUGAUUGAGGCCCAAGUCGGCGGCGUCAAGGAUCUCGCUCGUGCUAUCUCUAUCAACAAGGAGGUCUACGACUUUUUGGCCACCGCCACCGCCAAGUAUGGCCUUGGCUUCUGGAAGCCCGGCUCUGGUAUCAUUCACCAGAUUAUCCUCGAGAACUAUGCCUUCCCCGGUGGACUUAUGAUUGGGACGGACUCUCACACCCCCAACGCUGGAGGUCUCGGUAUGAUUGCUUGCGGUGUCGGAGGUGCCGAUGCCGUUGACGUCAUGGCUGGCAUUCCCUGGGAGCUCAAGUGCCCCAAGGUCAUCGGUGUUAAUCUUACUGGCAAAAUCGGCGGAUGGACUACUCCCAAGGACGUUAUUCUCAAGGUUGCUGGCAUUCUUACCGUCAAGGGUGGAACUGGCGCUAUCGUCGAGUACACUGGUUCUGGUGUCGAGUCUCUCAGCUGCACGGGUAUGGCUACUAUCUGCAACAUGGGUGCUGAAAUCGGCGCGACGACUUCCCUCUUCCCCUUCAACGAACGCAUGGCUGAAUACCUCAAGGCUACCAAGCGCCCUGAGAUUGCCGCCUACGCUCAACAGUUCGCUCACAACUUGAAGGCUGACAAGGGCGCGGAAUACGACCAGGUCAUCGAAAUCAACCUUUCGGAACUCGAGCCCCACAUCAACGGACCUUUCACCCCUGAUCUCGCUACCCCCAUCUCCAAGCUCGCUGCUGAGGCCAAGAAGAACAACUGGCCCGAUGAGAUCAAGGUCGGCCUCAUUGGUUCCUGCACCAACUCUUCCUACGAGGACAUGUCGCGCUCUGCUGCUCUCUUCAAGGAGGCUAAGGAUGCUGGUCUCGAGCUCAAGUCCAAGUUCACCGUUACCCCCGGAUCAGAGCAAGUUCGUGCUACCAUCGCCCGUGACGGACAGAUUGAGGCUUUCGAGAACGCCGGAGGAGUUGUCCUUGCCAACGCUUGCGGACCUUGCAUCGGACAAUGGGACAGACAGGACGUUAAGAAGGGCGAAGCCAACACUAUCGUCACCUCUUACAACCGCAACUUCACUGGACGUAACGACGCUAACCCCGCCACCCACGCCUUUGUCGCUUCCCCCGAUAUUGUGACCGCCCUUGCCUUUGCUGGAUCCCUCUCCUUCAACCCCCUCACUGAUACUCUCCCCACUCCUUCCGGCAAGCCUUUCAAGUUCUCGCCUCCUUCUGGAUUCGCUCUCCCUCCCUCCGGCUACGACCCUGGUGAGGAUACCUUCCAGGCCCCUCCUCAGGACCGCGCUUCCGUCCAAGUCAAGGUUGACCCCAAGAGCGACCGUCUCCAACUCUUGAAGCCUUUCGCUCCAUGGGAUGGCAAGGACCCCAAGGAUCUCCCUGUUUUGAUCAAGGUCGCUGGCAAGUGCACUACUGACCACAUCUCCGCUGGUGGACCCUGGUUGAAGUACCGUGGACACCUCGAGAACAUCUCUCAGAACUGCCUCAUUGGUGCUAUCAACUCCGAGAACGGUGAAGCCAACAAGGUUCAGAACCAGCUUGACGGAACCUGGGGCGGUGUCCCACAAGUCGCUGCUGCCUACCGCGCUGCUGGCAUCAAGUGGGUCGUCAUCGGUGACCACAACUAUGGUGAAGGUUCUUCCCGUGAGCAUGCCGCCCUCGAGCCCCGUUUCCUCGGUGGUGCUGCUAUCAUCGUCCGCUCUUUCGCCCGUAUCCACGAGACCAACUUGAAGAAGCAAGGCAUGCUCGCUUUGACCUUUGCCAACCCUGAGGACUAUGACAAGCUUAAGGGCACCGACAAGGUUGACAUCAUUGGCGUUGAGACCUUUGCUCCUGGCAAGAACUUGACCCUUGUCGCCAAGCACGCUGACGGCUCCGUCGACGAGAUCCCUCUUGCUCACUCUUUCAACGAGGGUCAAAUUGAGUGGUUCAAGGCUGGCUCUGCCCUCAACUUGAUGGCUGCCAAGGCCAAGGCCGCUGGCUCUGCUUAA